Molecule: messenger RNA, 1617 nt
Organism: Silurus meridionalis
Lineage: Eukaryota; Metazoa; Chordata; Actinopteri; Siluriformes; Siluridae
Gene: rnf8
Product: ring finger protein 8, E3 ubiquitin protein ligase
Biological process (GO): double-strand break repair; protein K48-linked ubiquitination; ubiquitin-dependent protein catabolic process
Cellular component (GO): ubiquitin ligase complex; site of double-strand break; nucleus
Molecular function (GO): ubiquitin protein ligase activity; histone binding
Source: RefSeq, a predicted model, not a curated record
CUAUUUUCCUUCGCCAGGGCGGCGCCAGAGUUAAACCAGUACAUGGUAAUGGAAAACACGUCGAUUCUUUGAAAUAAUGGCCAUUUAAUAAUAGUUUAUGGCGUGGUAAUAAUGGAAGAUAUUGCAAGGGACGUGUCUUCUUUGGUGCCCGAGGAAGAAGAAGGAAACUCCACGCAUAAUGGUAACAUUUGGUGUCUGAAGCGAGUUGGGAAAGACAGCGGCUGGCUUCGACUCUACGAAAACACUGAGGUGACUAUUGGACGUGGCCUGAAUGUCACUCAUCAGAUCUUGUCAGUGAGUUGUCCACUGAUGAUCUCCAGAAAUCACUGCAUGUUUAAGCAGAUAGAACAUGGCCAGUGGACUGUGACUGACAAUGAGAGCCUGAAUGGAGUGUGGGUGAACGGUACUCGGAUAUCCCCUGGGAAACCUCACACUCUGCAGCAGGGGGAUGUUGUGCGAUUCGGCGUUCCGUUGGACGGAAUCCCAGUUGAGUUUGAAUAUGUUCUUCUUCAGUCCAGUCUUGACAAAGUCAAGGAUUUCUUAACAAAACCAGCUGGAGCAGAAGCCAAAGCUUUGACAUCCAGACCAAAAAGGUCGAAGCGAAAAUUUGCAGCGUUACCAGAUCAGGCUGGGCCUAGUGAACCAUCUGGGCGCUUGAGUCAGUGUAGUGACAGCAGCCAGCAUCUGACUACCUUAAAACGCUACAAUGAGAACCUGAAAGCGUUGAAGGAGCGCAUGGGGGCCACACAGAAGCGAGCAGCUGAGUUGGAGAAACAGGGAGGUUCAAGUCUAGAGGAAAUGGAAGCUCUGCAGGAGCAGAUGAAGCUGCUACAAGGCGAGUUAAAUUCACAGCAGGAACUGGCACGGCGGCGAUUGGAGAUCCUGGAGAGGUCCGUGUGCGAGGAGGAGAGACGAUCGGGGAUGGAGAGAAACCGGCAGAAAGAAGACGGCCUGAAAAGACAGCUGGAGGAGGCUUUAAAUGAGCAUCGCAAAGUUAUAGAAGAGCUCAAGCAUGAAAGGGAGGGAUUUCAAGAGGUGCUUCAGGCCAAAGACAAAGAGCUGGAAGUUACCAAGGAGGAGAAGGAGCGGGCGAGGGCUCAGAAGGAAGAGGUAGUCACACAGAUGACCGAAGUGUUAGAGAAUGAACUGCAGUGCAUCAUUUGCUCUGAGCUCUUUAUUGAGGCAGUGACUCUGAGCUGCGCUCACAGUUUCUGUAAGCAUUGUAUCGCAGACUGGAGACGGAGAGAUGAGUGUCCCAUCUGCAGGCAGUCCAUUGUGUCGCAGGCUCGCUCUCUGGUUCUCGACAACUGCAUCGAUCGUAUGGUGGAAAAUCUGAGCACUGUGAUGAGGGAGAGGAGAACAGCACUCGUACGCCAGAGGAAAGGUCUGCAUAAUGCACCUUCUGCUGGACUGGUAGUGAUCCAGGAUGAUUGUGACAGUGAUCCAUCAAUUCAACCAUCCAACGCAGAAAAGGCAACCUGCUAAAGCCUUGUGUGACUCACUAGUCAAUGUGUAUAAACAAUAAUAUGAAUGUGAAAUGUACAGCUAUAAACCUGUUGUCAUAUUUGUUAGUAUUUCUUUGUGUCUUAUCAAUAAAGCAGCUAAUUUGAAUUAUUA